AUGCACGCUUCAUGCGCAAGUCUUGACGGGGUUGCCGGCCGGGGCAGGCCGAUGGCUGUCGCUGAUGCACUGAUCUCCCAGUGGAGUCGGCGCAGCGGCGCAUCUUUGACAUGGCCGUCUCGUCUGCCGAGCGGCAGCGGCGGCGAGCCGGCUUCCUCUUUCACCACCGAAGCCGUUGCGGGUGUGUCGCCUAGUGCCACGGAUGCCGGUCGCCGCGCGGCAGAUGGGCGGACCACUUCGCUGCAGCCCGUCUCCAACGCGUCUGCGGCGCCGCCGUCUCUCGAGGAACUGUUUGCCGAAGCGGACGAGGAUGACACAGACACCACCGCUGCUGCUGCUGCAGGCUUCCUCGACGAGAAGGAGCCUGAGGGGCUGAAGGAUAGCCGGCGACAUGGCGCCGCACUGCUUCCGCGGAGAGACUCUUCCACUUUCGUAGCUUCCGCCUCGCCGGAGGUGAACAGGUUCGACGACACCGAUAAGUCUGCUCGCUCACCUCGCACAUCUGCGAGUGCGACGGUAGAAGCUUCUCUUCUGGAGGCUCUGCUUGAAGAGCAACUCUCUCAGGACCUGAACGUCAGCGUGGAUGACACGACCGAGGAGGACUCGGACGGGCUGGACGAGGUGGUACCAGGGGCAGCCGACGCACACGCGAUCAUCAACGUAUCCUGUGCGCUCCCUCAGGGACAGUACCGUUCCCCUUACCUGCGGCAGGCCGCACAUACGGAGACAGCAGGCGGUGACGCCGACGACGAGGCGGACGUCAAGGUAGACUCCAUCGAGGACGCUGUGGAUGACGAAGAGUCCAUGGAGUCUGUGCUGGAAGAGGAGGCGGAGCGCAUGUAUCGUGCUGCCUUGACAAACAUGGCGUAUGGUCAGGACAACGCUGCCCAAGGUGAGGCGAGGCACGGAGUUUUCGGUGACUACACGUUCUUUGCGAAGGAGGCGGUGGCCUCCGCGGCGGAGACUCUGUCGAUGCGUGAAAGCGCGAGCGCUGCCGGUGCGACUUCAGCGUUUGCCUUCUCUGACGGCAUUGCCGAUGGUGCCUCGACGUCGGCCGUGGAGUUCGACGAUGACGCGGCGCGGCGGGCAGAGAUCGAUUCUGUGGGCGAUGUCAUGGCGACCUCGGGCACUGCUGCCGUUGCAGCUGCGAAGGCGCGAAAGAGAUCGCCAGGAGGCGACGUGCGGUGA
Messenger RNA from Leishmania major strain Friedlin, 1188 nucleotides. RefSeq lists its product as hypothetical. The record is from RefSeq and is a predicted model, not a curated record. Bases 1 to 1188 code for a protein of 395 amino acids. The transcript has a single exon. Lineage: Eukaryota; Euglenozoa; Kinetoplastea; Trypanosomatida; Trypanosomatidae.